AUGUGCAACAGCAGCUCCAUGCCCCAGUUCCUCUUGCUGGCAUUGGUAGACAGGAGGGAACUGCAGCUCCUGCACUUCUGGCUCUUCCUGGCCAUCUCCCUGGCUGCCCUCCUGGCCAACGGCCUCAUCCUCAGCGCCGUAGCCUGUGACCGCCACCUGCACACCCCCAUGGGCUUCUUCCUUCUCAACCUCUCCCUCACAGACCUGGGCUGCAUCUGCACCACUGUCCCCAAAGCCAUGCACAAUUCCCUCCAUAACACCACAACCAUCUCCUACACGGGAUGUGCUGCACAGCUCUUUUUCUUUUUCUUCUUCAUCUCAGCAGAGCUUUGUCUCCUCACCAUCAUGUGCUACGACCGCUACGUUGCCAUCUGCAAACCCCUGCACUACGGGACCCUCCUGGGCAGCAGAGCUUGUGCCCACAUGGCAGCAGCUGCCUGGGCCACUGGCUUCCUCACUGCUCUGCUGCACACAACCAGCACAUUUUCCCUACCCCUGUGCCAGGGUAAUGCCCUGGGCCAGUUCUUCUGUGAGCUCCCACACAUCCUCAAGCUCUCCUGCUCACACUCAGGCUACUUCAGAGAAAUUGGGCUCAUUGGGGUUAGUGCUUGUUUAGCACUUGUUUUUUUCAUUUUCAUUGUUUUCUCGUAUGUGCAGAUCUUCAGGGCUGUGCUGAGGAUCCCCUCUGAGCAGGGACAGCACAAAACCUUUUCCACGUGCCUCCCUCACCUGGUUGUGGUCUCCUUGUUUAUCAGCACCUCAUUCUUUGCCUACUUGAAGCCCCCUUCCAUCUCCUCCCCAUCCCUGGAUCUGAUUGUGUCAGUUCUGUACUCAGUGGUGUCUCCAACACUGAACCCCCUCAUCUACGGCCUGAGGAACCAGGAGCUCAAGGAUGCCCUGAGGAAACUCAUAUGGAACAUAAGGAAUCCAGGGACACUGUGGAACUUCAUGGAAACAAGGAGCAGUUGUAACACUACAGGGCUUUACAGCAGCCCCCGAGCUGGUGGGGCUGCUCUGCAGAGCAGGGGGGCUGUGGGGCCCGGGGCCAUGGAGGACUCUGUGGGGCUGUGCUUCUCAAGCUGGGAGGCAGAGCCAGCUGAUGGUGUUCCCUGCCACUGA
Pipra filicauda (Wire-tailed manakin) is the source of this 1119-nucleotide messenger RNA. RefSeq names its product olfactory receptor 14J1-like. Bases 1 to 1119 code for a protein of 372 amino acids. Gene Ontology annotation, biological process: G protein-coupled receptor signaling pathway. NCBI's taxonomy places the organism in Eukaryota, Metazoa, Chordata, Aves, Passeriformes, Pipridae. The record is from RefSeq and is a predicted model, not a curated record. Gene Ontology annotation, molecular function: G protein-coupled receptor activity; olfactory receptor activity. Gene Ontology annotation, cellular component: membrane. The transcript is spliced from 2 exons.